Molecule: messenger RNA, 1578 nt
Organism: Penicillium longicatenatum
Lineage: Eukaryota; Fungi; Ascomycota; Eurotiomycetes; Eurotiales; Aspergillaceae
Product: TMEM165/GDT1 family protein
Exons: 3
Coding region: 1-1578 (525 amino acids)
Biological process (GO): Golgi calcium ion homeostasis; calcium ion transmembrane transport; manganese ion transmembrane transport
Cellular component (GO): fungal-type vacuole membrane; Golgi apparatus
Molecular function (GO): manganese ion transmembrane transporter activity; calcium ion transmembrane transporter activity
Source: RefSeq, a predicted model, not a curated record
AUGAAGAUCCAUUCUCCGUCAUUAAUCCUUCUCCUCCUUCCCGCGCUGUCAACCGCCGCAACCAACAGCAAAUCGAUCAGUGAGCCAUCUGCUCCCGCUUCGCGUGGAGCCUCAACUCUUGAUACCCGAUAUAUCGAUGCAGACUCGGUUGCAUCCACCAAUGCUAUUCAUGGGUCACCGGACGUCCCCGUGGACGGCAAGGAUGGCAGACCUCAUGCCGGUCCGUGGGUAGAAACUAGCGCUGAGAGAGACCGCAAAAGUAGCAAGGGGAGCGAUGAUGUAGAUCUGGUAUCAACAAAAUAUGAUUCCAAGAUUCCAUCUUCGGACCACAUCAGCACGGAGGAAGGCAAGAUGAUCCCACAUUCCAAUGGUGGCGUGAUGGACGACCCGCACCGUUCGGGUCCUCAAGAAGGUACACGUGGUACUGAGGGAGGCGUGUCGGAGAAGGGGAAAGAGAAUCUUUAUAAUGCCGCCAAGGUCCCUGGAAGCCCCAAGGAGGCGCUGCCGUUGCCACCUAGCGAGAAGCAGAAGUUGCCUUCGGACAGCGAAGAGGCCAGCGGUAGCCGGGCUGCAGAGGGCGCAGGAUCGCUCGGCAUGCUGGAGAAACCCGCCGACUUAACGGAGAAGCCGCACGAUAUCCCUCACCCCAAAUCCCCUUCCCAGGCCAAGGACGAUCCUCUGUCUAUCCAACAUGGCUCCGCCGGCUCAAGCUCAUACCCCGGCUCCUCAUCCACCGAGGCCGCAGGUACUCCCCAGGAGAGCGAUGGGCUGCACUCUCUGAUGUUCUCUUUCACCAUGAUCCUUGUAUCUGAGAUCGGCGACAAGACCUUCCUCGUCGCCGCACUCAUGGCAAUGCGCCACCCCCGUCUGGUGGUCUUCUCAUCGGCAUUCUGCGCCCUGGCCACCAUGACCGUCCUCUCUGCUGUUCUCGGUCACGCCGUUCCUACCCUGAUCCCCAAGACCCUCACCAAGUUUAUGGCCGCGAUCCUGUUUCUGAUCUUCGGUGCGAAAAUGUUCAAGGAAGGCCGCGAGAUGGACCCAGAUGAGGGCGUUGGCGAGGAAAUGCGUGAGGUUGAAAUGGAACUUGAAGAGAAAGAGCAGGAACAGAUGCGCAUGGGUCGCCGUCGCUCAUCCGUCACUCCCCACUCCCUGGAAGCUGGCCGUGUUCCCAAGUCGCGUGGUUCCCGUAACCGUCUGCCCUCACCCCCGGAGAGCAUUUCCUCUUCUUCCUCCCGUGGCUCGUCUCCUCGCCCCCAACGUCGCUGGAACGAUUUCCUGGUCGGAGUGAGCAACCUUUUCUCUCUUCUUCUUAGCCCAGCCUGGGUACAGACAUUCGUCAUGACUUUCCUCGGCGAGUGGGGCGACCGCAGCCAGAUCGCCACCAUCGCCAUGGCCGCUGGCCAGGAUUACUGGUGGGUCACUAUUGGAGCGACCGCUGGCCACGGAAUCUGCACUGCUGCCGCCGUCAUUGGUGGACGUGCGAUUGCUGGAAAGGUCAGCAUGCGUGUUGUGACUUUGGGUGGAGCUGCUGCUUUCCUCGUUUUUGGCAUUAUCUACCUCAUAGAGGCGUUGUACUAA